AUGAGGAUUCAUACAGAGGAGAAACUGUUUAGUUGCUCUGAGUGUGGUAAAACAUUUAACCAAAGGGGCCAUCUAAAUACACAUAUGAGGAUUCAUACAGAGGAGAAACCGUUUAGUUGCUCUGAGUGUGGUAAAACAUUUAACCGAAGGGGCCAUCUAAAUACACAUAUGAGGAUUCAUACAGGUAAGAAACCGUUUGGUUGCUCCGAGUGUGGUAAAAGAUUUGCAGAGAAGGGCCAGCUAAAUACACAUAUAAGGAUUCAUACAGGAGAGAAACCGUUUGGUUGCUCUGAGUGUGGUCAAAGAUUUAUCCAAAGGUGCGAUCUAACUGUACAUAUGAAGAUUCAUACAGGAGAGAAACCGUUUAGGUGCCGUGAGUGUGGUAAAAGAUUUAGCCGAAGGAGCAGUCUAAAUAUACAUAUGAGGUGUCAUACAGGAGAGAAACCGUUUAGGUGCCGUGAGUGUGGUAAAAGAUUUAGCCAAAGGAUCAGUCUAGAUAUACAUAGCAGGAUUCAUACAGGAGAGAAACCGUUUUUUUGCUCUGAAUGUGGUAAAAGUUUUACCCAAAGGAGCCAUCUAAAUACACAUAUGAUGAGUCAUACAGGAGAAAAACUGUUAAGUUGAUCUGAGUGUGGUAAAAGAUUUACGAUUCAGUCCUAUUGUACAAGAUAUGAGGAUUCGUAA
Platichthys flesus (European flounder) is the source of this 684-nucleotide messenger RNA. RefSeq names its product gastrula zinc finger protein XlCGF8.2DB-like. Gene Ontology annotation, biological process: negative regulation of transcription by RNA polymerase II; regulation of cytokine production; regulation of immune system process. NCBI's taxonomy places the organism in Eukaryota, Metazoa, Chordata, Actinopteri, Pleuronectiformes, Pleuronectidae. The record is from RefSeq and is a predicted model, not a curated record. The transcript has a single exon.